Indicator indicator is the source of this 600-nucleotide messenger RNA. Its product is annotated as olfactory receptor 14J1-like. Gene Ontology annotation, molecular function: olfactory receptor activity. Bases 1 to 600 code for a protein of 199 amino acids. The record is from RefSeq and is a predicted model, not a curated record. Lineage: Eukaryota; Metazoa; Chordata; Aves; Piciformes; Indicatoridae. The transcript is spliced from 2 exons. Gene Ontology annotation, biological process: G protein-coupled receptor signaling pathway. Gene Ontology annotation, cellular component: membrane.
AUGUCCUACGAUUGCUAUGUUGCCAUCUGCAGACCCCUGCACUAUGAGACCCUCCUGGGCAGCAGAGUUUGUGUCCACCUGGCAGCAGCUGCCUGGGCCUGUGGGUUCCUCAAUGUUCUGCUGCACACAGCCAAUACAUUUUCCCUGCCCCUCUGCCAUGGCAAUGCUGUGGACCAGUUCUUCUGUGAAAUCCCUCAGAUCUUCAAGCUCUCCUGCUCCACAUCCUACCUCAGGGAAGUUGGACUUGCUGUGUUCAGUCUCUCUUUAGGUUUGAUUUGUUUUGUGUUGAUUGUGGUGUCCUAUGUGCAGAUCUUCAGGGCUGUGCUGAGGAUCCCCUCUCAGCAGGGACGCCACAAAGCCUUUGCCACCUGCCUGCCUCACCUGGUUGUGCUCUCCCUGUUUAUCACCACUGCAAUUUUUGCCAACCUGAAGCCCCUCUCCAUCUCCUCCCCAUCCCUGGAUCUGGCCGUGGCAGUUCUCUACUCAGUGGUGCCUCUAGCAGUGAACCCUCUCAUCUACAGCCUGAGGAACCAGGAGUUGAAGGCUGCCCUGAAGUCUGGCCCCUUCCAGUACCAAUUGGAUCUCCUGAACCCCUCCUAG